AUGAUCAGACCCUACUGGUGUCCCGGAAACUACAAUGUUGCUGACUUCUUCUCAAAAUUGUUGGAAAAAGGUUUAUUUACCAUGCAUGCUCAUAGAUUCGGUAUGAACUUUGAAGAGACUAUUGUCGGUAAGUUAGCCGAAGUCUAUCAGACAGUCCAUUUGAAGGAGUUUACUGACUUUCCGAAAAAGGACGAGAAGGAUCCAACAACAGUAUUUACUGAUAUUCAUUUCGAGAAGAAGUCUGUUGCUUAUGAAGCCUAUCACUUGUCACAUGGACUUUGCCUGUGA
Molecule: messenger RNA, 288 nt
Organism: Pelagomonas calceolata
Lineage: Eukaryota; Pelagophyceae; Pelagomonadales; Pelagomonadaceae
Source: the annotation of a GenBank genome assembly